Molecule: messenger RNA, 1020 nt
Organism: Paramecium sonneborni
Lineage: Eukaryota; Ciliophora; Oligohymenophorea; Peniculida; Parameciidae
Source: the annotation of a GenBank genome assembly
AUGAAUAAUGAGAGAUUGAAAAAAAUUGCUAUGCAAUUUAAAACGCAUUCUGGAUAAAUUAAAUAAACUACUAAAAACCUUAUUCUGUACUUUGGAUGUGCUUUCCUAAUUGUAAACAUUUUAGAGUGGAAACUUCUUUAUUUACCAAGUAUUGAUGGAUAAUUUGCUCAUAAUAACUACUAUCAAUAUAGAUCACCUCAAGAAAGGUAUAUAAUUGAUUUUUAAUUAAUUCUUUAUAGAAAUCUACCUUUUGAAAAUAUAGAAAUCCAUCAUGAUGGUAUAGAAUUAAAGGGUUGGUUUAUUAAAUAAUAAAAUUAUCAAAAAGUUCCUACAGUUGUUUUUUUUCAUGAAAAUGCAGGAAGUAGAAUAAUUGAUCAAUUUUAGAUAUUGGAUGGAGAUUGGAAUAUGCUUAAUAAUAUUAUGAUCAUGUUAAAUGCAAUUUUGUUAUAGUUGCCUAUCGAGGUUAUACUUAUAGCACUGGUACACCACAUUAAGAAGGAAUAUAAAAAGAUGCGGAAGCAAUUACUAACUAUGUUUUUAACAAUUUAAAUAUUGAUAAAUAAAAAAUUUAUGCACAUGGAAGAAGUCUUGGGGGAGCUGUAGCUACUUAUGCUUUUUAUAAAAGAUAAUAAUAAAAUGAGGAAUUACAAUAUAGAGGUUUGAUUAUUGAAAAUUCAUUCACACAGGUAAAUGAUGUUGUUGGAAGUAUGAAUGGUUUAUUCAAAAUAAUAAGUCCUCUCAUUAUUUUUAAUACAUGGAAAACAAUAGAUAUAAUACCAUAAAUUAUUAAUCCAAUCUUAUUUAUUUCAUGUAUAAAAUUAUUAAAUCUCUAUCCUAGCUGGUAAAGAUGAAGUAAUUCCUUAUAAAUAAAUGAUUUCUCUCUCUUAAGCUGCUAUUAAAACAAAAUAAAAAUUUGAAUACCAUAUUCCUUAAGGAGAUCAUAAUAAUAAUUGGACGUUUGAUAAGAAUGAAUAUUUUAAGACAAUUUAAAAUUUUAUGAAUAAAGCUGCUUAAUUCUGA